AUGUGCAACCUCCCCCAGGACGACAAGAAGCAAAUCAAGUUGUCCCUUGUCAAGCACAACCACGAUGACCGUGUCGUGCUGAUGCCCACUGCACGCAACGUGUUGCGCCCAGAACUGGAGCUUGAUGCCAGGCUUGAAGACGACGUGGAGAGCGACUUUGGCUUUCAGAUGCCUGGGCACCCCAGCGGCAAGAGCGUGUCUGCUGCCGAGCUCUCGUUGCUUUUCUCGCCCCUGGACCCCGUCACACGACGCAAUAUUGCUGCAAUGAAAGUCCAGUGGACAGCACCUGCUCAAGCCCCUGCUGCUGGUGCUCCUGCUCAACAUAGUCCUGCUGGUGCUCCUGCUCAUGCUUCACAUGCAUCGGGCACGUGCAACCUCCGCAUACAGUCAGGCGUGACUGCGCUACUAGGUCUGCACGAGCGCCGCAGACUCCUCCUGGCCGCCCCUCUGCUCAACAAGCAGCCUCCGCAGGCCUAA
Molecule: messenger RNA, 477 nt
Organism: Capsaspora owczarzaki ATCC 30864
Lineage: Eukaryota; Filasterea; Ministeriida; Capsasporidae
Exons: 2
Coding region: 1-477 (158 amino acids)
Source: RefSeq, a predicted model, not a curated record